Molecule: messenger RNA, 973 nt
Organism: Camelina sativa (false flax)
Lineage: Eukaryota; Viridiplantae; Streptophyta; Magnoliopsida; Brassicales; Brassicaceae
Product: ubiquitin-conjugating enzyme E2 1
Source: RefSeq, a predicted model, not a curated record
AAGUUUCUAGAAGAUCAUUCCCCCAUCACUGCGUACCUUAUACGUUCUUCUUCCCCGAAACCAUUCUACUUCUUUCCCCCCCAUUUCUCUCAUCGCACGGUGAAAAUCGAGAAAUCGCCGAUCUUUGAUUCGAUCGGGAAGCUUCUCUGAUCACCGGCGGUCAACGCCGCGGACAACAGAUGUUUGCUUGAAGAACCUCUUCUCGCCGCGCAUCUUUGCCUCUCUCCUCCGGCUUUUUUACUCGACAAGCGAGAUCUGUUUCCACGACUAAAGGGAGGAUGUCGACUCCAGCAAGGAAGAGGUUGAUGAGGGAUUUCAAGAGGUUGCAGCAAGACCCACCUGCGGGUAUUAGUGGUGCUCCACAAGACAAUAACAUUAUGCUCUGGAAUGCUGUCAUAUUUGGGCCUGAUGACACACCAUGGGAUGGAGGUACUUUCAAACUCUCACUGCAGUUUUCGGAAGAUUAUCCAAAUAAACCACCAACAGUUCGGUUUGUGUCACGGAUGUUCCAUCCAAAUAUUUAUGCAGAUGGGAGUAUUUGCUUGGACAUUCUACAAAACCAGUGGAGUCCAAUAUAUGAUGUUGCUGCUAUACUUACCUCCAUCCAAUCCUUGCUCUGCGACCCUAAUCCGAAUUCUCCUGCAAACUCGGAAGCCGCUCGGAUGUACAGCGAAAGCAAGCGUGAGUACAACAGAAGAGUUCGUGAUGUUGUUGAGCAAAGCUGGACUGCUGACUAAUAGUAGUUAGUUGUAAGCUUUGUUAGCUCUCUCUCCUUUCUCUGUUUCACUCAAUGUCACCAUUCAGCAACAGCUUCUUUCUGUUUUCAAUUAUGUGUGUGUUUCCAAAACUCUUUAAGUGAUUCGAUGCUUUGAUGGUUGGUUCUAUGUAAUCCAACAUCCUUAAAAAACAACUUUGUACCAAACCAACUAAAUUAUUCACUUUUGUGUAUAUAUGUAUUACGUUUUUCUUGCUA